AUUUGAAGCAGCAGAACACAGUGAGUCGUGAAGUUCUUGCCGAUAGAUACAUACAUAAUUUAAGAAUUCGAUUUACAUAAAUAUACGCGCUCACAGGCAGAGGUGAGGAGAGUCGGAAAGCAUCGAUACUUUAAAUAAACACAUAGAAAAUCGGAAAAAUAAGAGAAAAACCAAACUAUGAAAAUUAGUUGCUUUAUAUUAUGCCUUAUGGCAUCCGUCUGCGUGGCACAAGAUGGCUCGUUGGACGAUCUAAUUUCGGAGAUUUUCAAUACAGACUCUAAUUCAUUCACUUCGACAAGCGAAACGCCUGAGCCUGUGACUAUUGAACCAGUCGUUGAGACCAAACAGCAAAUUAAAUACGAGUCCUGUGGCAUAGAAAAAGAAUGUGUUCCUCGUUGGUUAUGUUCUGAGGACGAGAUAAAUACCAGCGGAAUAAAUAUAAUAGACAUUCGUAUAGACACUUCGUCACCCUGCCCAAAGUAUUUGGAAGUCUGCUGUGCUCUUCCCAACAAAAGAGAUAAACCAGAUGUACCAACUGGACCUAUUGACCAGAAUCGAGGCUGCGGCUAUCUAAACCCUAAUGGUUUUGGUUUUAAAAUAACUGGCGACGAAAAUCAAGAAGCUCAAUUCGCUGAAUUCCCAUGGAUGGUUGCGAUUCUGCGGCAAGAUUUCCAACUCAACUUGUAUGAAUGUGGGGGUGCCGUUAUAGCACCCGAUGUGAUAUUGACAGCAGCUCAUUGCGUUCAUACCAAAGACACUACAAACCUUAUUGUCAGGGCUGGUGAAUGGGAUACGCAAACGACGAAAGAAAUAAUUCCACAUGAAGAUCGUUAUGUCAAGGAGAUAGUAUAUCAUGAAAAAUUCAAUAAUGGAUCUCUUUACAAUGAUGUUGCACUGCUCUUCUUGGACAGCCCAUUGGUCUUCCAAAUGAAUAUUCAACCCGUUUGUCUGCCAGAUAUUGGCGAGAAAUUCGACUUUGAACGCUGUUUUGCAACUGGUUGGGGUAAAAAUAAGUUUGGCAAGGAUGGCGAAUAUCAGGUCAUAUUGAAAAAAAUUGAUCUGCCCGUCAUGAAUAAUCCAACAUGCCAAGAGAACCUUCGUAAAACACGUCUCGGAAGACAUUUCAUUUUGCAUGAUAGUUUCAUGUGUGCAGGCGGAGAAAAGGACAAGGAUACGUGUAAGGGCGAUGGUGGUUCCCCAUUGGUGUGCCCCAUUAAAGGGCAGCCUGAUCGCUACAAGGCCACUGGCCUAGUUGCCUGGGGCAUUGGCUGUGGCGAAGAGAAUAUACCUGGGGUUUAUGCAAAUGUUGCAUAUCUAAGACCAUGGAUUGACGAAAAACUUGCAAUGAGACGCAUUAAUUCGAAAUACUUCACGGCUUAAUCCAUUAGCAAUUAAUACGCAUAAAGUAAAAAAUGUUCUUUAAUGAAUUGUGCAAAUAUCAACCAGAAGACAAUAAAUCGAUUUUAUAAAUACAAAAAAAAA
Molecule: messenger RNA, 1482 nt
Organism: Drosophila grimshawi
Lineage: Eukaryota; Metazoa; Arthropoda; Insecta; Diptera; Drosophilidae
Product: phenoloxidase-activating factor 2
Exons: 5
Coding region: 178-1380 (400 amino acids)
Biological process (GO): proteolysis
Molecular function (GO): serine-type endopeptidase activity
Source: RefSeq, a predicted model, not a curated record